CAGAGCUCCGUGUCUUAAAUAGUGUGGCGGCUGUUUGGGCUUUACAGAGUUUAUCCAGAAACACGCACACACAGGAGUGUAGGAUUAUUGAGAUUAUUUUAAAGCCUUUUUAACUCCUUAUGCAGUCAGGAGUGAUGAAUUCUCCGUAUUUUUGCGCUCUUCACCCUGUGCUGUGUUUGGACCUCCACCAGCAGAUGGCUCAGCCAUACCGGCUUCACUCUCACACCGUCACUGUGGCCGAGAGACUCGCAGAGUUGAUCCUCGAGGCACGUGAUGGGGGUCAGCAGAAGCAGCGGAGGAGCAGGACGGCUUUCAGCGUGUCACAGCUGCAGGCGUUGGAGAAAGCUUUCCAACAAACCCAGUAUCCUGACAUGGCCAUGAGAGAGAGGCUGGCCGUCUGCAUCAACCUCCCCGAAGCACGCAUUCAGGUGUGGUUCAAGAACAGGCGUGCGAAGUUCCGCAAAGGACAGCGAUUCACUCCUCUCCCGAAAAGACGUGCUCCAGAAGACACCAAACAAGCAAAAGCUGAGCUCUCAGACGAAGAGAAAAGCACCAAGCAGGAAACACCACUUUCAGACAUCAGUGCUAGUCGUGUCAGCACUUCCACAGGCGGCAUGGCUCGUUUCCAGACUCCGUGUCGGCUGAAUUCUCCGUCUUCUCUCCAACCGUUCGUAUUUGGAGAACAACACAAGCAUCCAAGCCUUCUCUCCACUGCUCUGCCUUUCUCUGCUUCCUUCUUACCCUUCAUACAGCCUCAGUGCGGUACGGCAGACGUCAUGGCAAUGCAGAAAUGCAGCAGCCUUGGGCUACACAUUAAAUCCAUGGCGCAUCCAUGUCUGGACUUGUAGCUGCACCACCCAAAAAAGAAAACCCAAAACACAAACCUUGUUGAGCCAGUUGUCGGUGUGAGGAGAGGAACAGGUGCUCCUGGGUUGUACUGCACCUCGAGAGAAAGUUCACAUUAGGGCUGUAGUGUGUGUAACUGCUGUUAAACGACCCCUUGACUCGAGUGUUUACACAUCUGUUGAGAGCUCACAACAUGGUGGGAAUUUUUUAAAGCACUUUUUAUAAAUACACUUUUUCUUUUUUUUUUUUUUUUAAUAAAGACACACUUCAUUUUUGCAUGGUGCAAAAAAGCACUAUAGGUAUAACAUCUCAUUGUUCUCAUUGUACUGGAAAGUAUUUACAAAACUGGUGUAACUUGAUCAAAUGUUUGCCUGGGCGUCUGCUGAUAAUGUAACAACCAGACUGAUUGUGUUAUAAAUAAAGUUUACUCAAA
This is a messenger RNA of Pangasianodon hypophthalmus (striped catfish), 1279 nucleotides long. RefSeq lists its product as uncharacterized. Lineage: Eukaryota; Metazoa; Chordata; Actinopteri; Siluriformes; Pangasiidae. Bases 120 to 848 code for a protein of 242 amino acids. The record is from RefSeq and is a predicted model, not a curated record. Gene Ontology annotation, biological process: regulation of transcription by RNA polymerase II. The transcript is spliced from 4 exons. Gene Ontology annotation, molecular function: DNA-binding transcription factor activity, RNA polymerase II-specific; RNA polymerase II transcription regulatory region sequence-specific DNA binding.